Didymella exigua CBS 183.55 is the source of this 1566-nucleotide messenger RNA. RefSeq names its product NIF domain-containing protein. NCBI's taxonomy places the organism in Eukaryota, Fungi, Ascomycota, Dothideomycetes, Pleosporales, Didymellaceae. Bases 1 to 1566 code for a protein of 521 amino acids. The transcript is spliced from 3 exons. Gene Ontology annotation, molecular function: protein serine/threonine phosphatase activity. The record is from RefSeq and is a predicted model, not a curated record.
AUGAACUCUCUGAGUGCUCUUGCAAACAUUGGCACACCUCCGGCUACCCCAGCGCGAUCGCGAUCUGGCUCUGAGAGCAACCUACUACACGCACAACCUCGGUCUGGCUUGUCGCAGUCUCCCGAGAAUGCGAGCGCGAACAUAGCAUCACUCGACGAGAAGCUGGAGGGCACCAUGGUUCCGGAAAGAACGCAAGGAACCGACACCUCUACCACGAAUGCGCCGUUGUCCGCGCACGACGAAAAGACGCCGCUGCUCAACCCAUCGAGCGGUCACUUCGAACAAACAAAGCCUCGCAAGCGCUGGCUGUUCCCCAAGCGUGUCUACGAAGGCGUUGUGGGAGGUGUUGCUGUGCUGCUCAGCCCCAUUGUGUACACGGGCCAGUACCUGGUCGCGUGCUUCUAUUACGAAGAGGGUGGUAGUUUCUCCGUGGUCGCACCCCUGUACCACAUGACUCGACUUGUCAGAGGCCCGCAACGAAAGAAGGCUGCCUCAAAAGCGAUGCGCUCGUCUGAUCAGGACAGCGACGAGAAGGGCAGGCGUGGGAGCAGGCGCCUCAGCGUUACACAAACCCAGAAGAGAAAGUUGACACGGCGGUCUCCAUCGAUAGCAUCGACCUCGACAGCCAUCACGUCUGACUCCGAGAUCGAAGGCGAGCGACCGCGCACGCGCGACGGGGACCUUGACUUCCCAUCGCGCCACACCCGCUCAAAAUCAAAUGCCUCAUCAGCAGGCGAGGAGAUUGCUCCUGCAAAGCGAUCCAUCCGAAUCAAGCUGCACAAUGAGGAUGCGCUUAGGCAGCGUAAGGCGGCGAAGAAGGCUCAGUCGAACAGCGAGGUAUCGCCAGAAGCUGCGAACGCGCUCAAGUCGCCCACAGGGCCCAUGACUGCAGCGGCGAAGCACAAGUUUCCACGAGCGCCGCAGCCUCCACGCCCGCUGGUACCACGACGACAGCCGUCUUACUCUGCGAAAGGAGCAUCUGCGGUGGGACCGCAUCAGAAGACGCUCAUCCUGGAUCUCGACGAGACGUUGAUCCACAGUAUGGCGAAAGGUGGUCGCUUCCAGACCGGCCACAUGGUGGAGGUAAAACUCCAGGCCUCGGUUGGCGCAGGAGGGCAGAUCAUUGGCCCUCAAGUCCCUAUCCUAUACUACGUUCACAAGCGACCGUUCUGCGACGAGUUUCUGAAGAAGAUCUCCAAGUGGUACAAUCUCAUCAUUUUCACCGCAUCGGUUCAAGAGUACGCCGACCCUGUCAUCGACUGGCUAGAGGUCGAGCGUAAGUACUUUGCCGGCCGCUACUACCGCCAGCACUGCACUUUCCGCAACGGCGCAUACAUCAAGGAUCUCGCUCAGGUAGAGCCGGACCUCAGCAAAGUCAUGAUCCUGGACAACAGUCCCAUGAGCUACAUCUUCCACGAAGACAACGCCAUCCCCAUUGAAGGCUGGAUUAGCGACCCUACAGAUUACGAACUGCUGCACCUUAUCCCUCUCCUGGAAGGUCUGCAGUACGUGACUGAUGUGCGCGCGCUGCUUGCCCUUCGACAAGGUAUGCCGUCGUCGGUGUGA